Messenger RNA from Heterobilharzia americana, 2011 nucleotides. The record is from the annotation of a GenBank genome assembly. NCBI's taxonomy places the organism in Eukaryota, Metazoa, Platyhelminthes, Trematoda, Strigeidida, Schistosomatidae.
GGACAUUUAACGUUUAGAGGGUAAUUUGAAGACUUUAAAAUGACGGAGCUUUGGAUAAUAUCUGUCCCUGGAGAGAGAGAUCCAGAUCAAGUGUUCCAACGUCUUCAGACUACGUUAUCAAAGUACAGAGAUGUUUGUUCUCAGGUCGUUAAAUUCAAUAUUCCUCCUGACUUCAAGGUGGGGACGCUAGAUAUUUUGGUCGGUCUUUCUGAUGAGUUGUCAAAAUUAGACAUUUAUGCAGAAGGCAUCACCAAAAAAGUUGCUCAAUACAUUGGAGAUGUAUUAGAAGACCAGAAGUACAAGCUAGAAGACAACUUAACUGUAAAUGGCUUGUCACCUUCCUCCUUUUUAACUAAGUUCCAAUGGGACUAUGCUAAAUAUCCAGUCAGGCAAACGUUGAGUUCGUUGUACGCUAUUAUUUCAGAGCAACUUACAAAAAUUGACUCAGACCUAAAAGUUAAAUCUCAAGCAUACAACACUUUAAAAGGUUGCAUUCAAAAUUUGGAGCGUAAACAAACUGGUAGUCUUCUAACACGUGAACUUGGAGAUCUUGUUAAAAGAGAUCAGUUCAUCAUUGACUCAGAAUACUUGGCUACUUUGGUUGUAGUUGUUCCAAAGAAUCUCUAUAACGAAUGGAAAUCUAAUUACGAAACCAUGACAGAGAUGGUGGUUCCCAAAUCAUCAGAACUUAUUUUUGAAGAUCAAGACAGUGGACUAUGGAGUGUUACUCUUUUCAAAAAAAUGAUCGAUGAUUUCAAAGCUCAGGCACGUGAACAUAGAUUCGUCGUACGUGAUUUUAUAUAUGACGAGAAGAAAAUCGAGGAAAGCCGAAAUGAGCUGACAAAACUCCAAUCAGAUAGAAAGCGGCAAUUCGCACCACUUUUUCGUUGGUUGAAAGUUAAUUUUGGUGAAGCUUUCUCCGCCGUGGUUCAUAUAAAAGCCCUUCGGGUGUUCGUAGAGUCAGUUUUACGAUAUGGGUUACCAGUUGAUUUUCAAGCAGUACUCCUUGAGCCAAGCAAAAAGCAGCAGAAAAAAUUACGGGAUAUAUUAAAGCAGCUUUACAGUCACUUGGAUGGGUCGUCUUCAAGCUCGAUCGUGGAUGAAGAAGUAAACGUAGGCGGUUUUGGCACAUCAUUGGACUACUUUCCUUAUGUUUCAUUUAAAGUGGAACUGAAUAUGAUAGAUGUACGUUAGUUGUAGUUGUCAAAGUCAACUUGCAGCUCAUUCCAGUCUCUUGAUGUGAUAACCACUCAAGAAAAAAAAAGCAUAAUAUAUUGUAAUUUUCUCUCUUAGCAUUUUUAUUCUCUUGAUUCCUUUAUGUUAUCACAUCUUUAUGAGUUGUAUUUCCACAAUUAUUCAGUUUUCUUAGCGUAUAUAUAUCCUUUCAUUAAUCUUGAUACUCGAAUAUGAAGAUGAUUUUAUUUUACAAAUUUUUUGAUUACUGCUCAUCUUAUAUGAAAUAAAAUGAGUAAAGAGAGAACCAAGUAUUGGAAAAAAGUGAAGGAAUUUGGCAAGUCAGGAAAAGAUAUUGUGCUAAUUUGAUCUUAAAUAUAGAUGGACGGUGCAGAAUAGUAUGUCGUAUAUUAAUCCAUAUUUAUAAUUCCUUCAACAAGCUUUACACUUUUUCAGUUUGAAUAUUGUCUAUUGUUAUGCGUCUUCCUUGUCUGAUGACAACAAUUGACAACUGCUCUCGACUUUCUGUUGCUGCAUAGACUUGCUGUGCGUUCGUUAUAGGCAAACCGUCAAUAGCGACUAUUACAUCACCAGCCUUCAAUCCUGCUCUACAAAGUAAACGAGAAUUAUAUUCAGUGUCAAAAUGUUGAUAUGAUUUCCGAAAGGUAAGUAUUGUACAAAAAUAUCUUUCGAGAAUUGUAUUUAAAAGACUUCUAAUAUGUGCCUAGUAUGCUACCAACAAAGCACCGAGGCUUUUUAAAUUGUCGUUAUAUUCUGUGUCGUGUUAUCUUGUGAAUCUAAGGUCUGAUAGCGUACAUAUGAAAACACUUUGUUAUUU